Strongylocentrotus purpuratus (purple sea urchin) is the source of this 822-nucleotide messenger RNA. RefSeq lists its product as uncharacterized. The transcript is spliced from 5 exons. Bases 114 to 728 code for a protein of 204 amino acids. Gene Ontology annotation, biological process: regulation of double-strand break repair; DNA damage response; protein polyubiquitination. Gene Ontology annotation, molecular function: RNA binding. The record is from RefSeq and is a predicted model, not a curated record. NCBI's taxonomy places the organism in Eukaryota, Metazoa, Echinodermata, Echinoidea, Camarodonta, Strongylocentrotidae. Gene Ontology annotation, cellular component: nucleus.
CCCCUCUUAUUAGUCGAUUGAAGACACCAUUGGCAUUAACAAAAAAUCGGACAGAUCAUCAAGUUGUUGGAAGUUCAGUGUUAUCGAUUCGCGAUUAUUGAGUUUUGAUACCCAUGAUGCAUCAGCCUGUGCAGUCAGGACGGCUUCUCGACACCAAGCAGGUCCUCGGAGAGCAUCUGUUUGCCAAGGUGUCUGAAUUGCAUGAUGGGAAGACUGAUCGCAUCACAGGGAUGCUUCUGGAAGCCAAGAACGAAGAUGUGAUGAGGAUGUUAGAGGAUGCUACCUUUCUCAGAAGAAGAAUAGAAGGUGCUCUUAGGGUGAUACAAGAGGAAGAUAAAUCAGCAAGCGGAAAGGAACAAAUUGGUGAAGAACUCUUUACACUUGUAUCCAAAAUAGAGCCUAUUCAGUGUGCCAAGAUAACAGGUAUGCUUCUGGAGUUGGAUGUAAAGGUGAUCUGUCGAUUGCUCACAUCACCUUCAGAGCUCAGGCAAGCCGUCCAGAAAUCGCUAAGCUCUCUCAAGGCCGAUGGUAGUCGCAGAGAAGAAAUGGGAGAGCAUCUUUACGGGUUGGUGGCUAGUCGUUACACUGAGGAGUCUGCUGCCAAGAUCACCGGGAUGCUGCUUGAGAUGUCAGAUACGCAACUUCAUCAGAUGAUGCAGGACAAGACAUUCCUAGAAGAAAAUAUAAGACUUGCAGAAGAAGCUCUUUCAAGUCAACAACCAAGAUGACACACAAUGAAUACUAAUUGACUCCACCAAAUGAGGCGGGACAAGACACAAAGACGUAACUCCAUAUUUUGCCAAAAUGAGUACAAAUCGAUAU